Molecule: messenger RNA, 1143 nt
Organism: Lottia gigantea (owl limpet)
Lineage: Eukaryota; Metazoa; Mollusca; Gastropoda; Lottiidae
Exons: 6
Coding region: 1-1083 (360 amino acids)
Source: RefSeq, a predicted model, not a curated record
AUGUCUAAGCCUAAAGUCAAAGACGACGAACAAAUUCUUCGACAGGUUCGAUAUGAAGUCACCGAAUUGCGAAAAUUGGGAGAAGAUUGGGGAAUGUCUUCUGGGCAGAUCAAUCAAUGCAUUAAUGAAGCGUUUUGUCAGAAAUUGACCAGUGGCAGUAAGAUUACUGAAAAAAUUGCUAAGAAUAUCCAAGAAGGAACCAAAUGGAUAAAGAUACGUCUGGUUUUUCGUAUUUGGUUGGUCUUCAUUAUUACCGUUUUUGGAUUGGUAACAUUGACGAACCAUACGGAAUACUUUGGCAAAGCUGUAGAUAAAAUGUUACAACCCUACGGCUAUCCUAUCUUUAGGGUUGUGAGGUUACUCUCCCUACCUCUACAUCACUACAACAUCAGCAGCUAUCACAAUAGAGAAUGUGUCGUGCCGAAUCCAUAUUUCUAUGAUCAAGAAGAUGAAUGUUUAUGUCAAGGAAUAACGAAAGUUCGUGUCACUAAACUCAGGAAAGAAAAGGAAUUAGGAAAGGAGUUUUUUGAGAUACCUAUCCUCUUUAAGGGAUUACAGAAAGAAUUAGUUCCAUUCGAAAAAGUUAUUAAACUGGUUCAAGAUGAGUAUGAAAUUUUAAAAGAUCCAUCAUUAUUAGUGGACUCCAGUGUAGAUUGGAUCAAAAACAUAGGUGAUCUUAAUGACAUAGAGUUAAAAAGUAAGAUGAAUAAAGAAGAGAAUUUUCACGUUGAAUGGAAUAGUAGAAGGAUGUCAACAAGUCAGACUCUACGUACCUUGUUCCCACGCCCUGUCAUCUAUCCCAAGAAAAUUGAGGUCGUCAUAACAAGAAGUCUAUAUGUAGCAGGGCCACAUGCUGAUGGCAUUCUCCUGACUGAAAAUCAAGCUGCUGAUUUAUUCUAUAUACAAGGAUGGGGAACACGAACUGUAGUAUUUACUCCCAGAAAGACUUGUGAAGAUGUCUGUGACUCAUUCAGUGUGAAAACAGAGCCAGGCGAUGUCUUGAUGUUUGCGAAUUCAUGGGAUGUUAAACUGUUACCAAAUGAAGAAGGAAUUAGUGUAUCAUUUAUGGGAGGUGUUGCUUAAAACAUCAACUCGCAUCACACUGGAAGAUACAGCGAUCUUAAUAAAACAAUGAACAGAUGA